Messenger RNA from Sesamum indicum (sesame), 2039 nucleotides. Its product is annotated as ACT domain-containing protein ACR4. The record is from RefSeq and is a predicted model, not a curated record. NCBI's taxonomy places the organism in Eukaryota, Viridiplantae, Streptophyta, Magnoliopsida, Lamiales, Pedaliaceae.
UUUUUAUUUUGAAUAUAAAAUUAAAAAAAAAGGGUCUUGAAAUUUCGAAGAGGAGCUGAAAAUAGAAAGCCCCAUUGACACAAGCCUGCUAUAUAUACAUACAUAUUGCACAACUGCGCAAACGCAUAUUUUACACCGAGUGGGAGGUGAAACUGUGUGCUUUUUUUGUUUUUUGAGGAAGAAGUCUGUGUCCAAGCAUCUCUGAUUCACAUAGUGUUCAUUUGUUAUGUGUUACAUAUCCGGGGACUCUAUUUAUUAGGCAAAGGUUUAGUCUUUUUCCUUCUUUUCCACCCUCUUCGCGUUUGUUUCUUCAGGUUGUGUUUUAUUAAGAGAAUCAAGAGCGCAACAGUCAAAGUUUUCUCAAGAGUUUUAAUGGAGGCUUCAGUGAGUUUUUCACAGAACAUGGACGAUGAAUAUGAGAAGUUGAUUAGGAGGAUGAACCCUCCCAGAGUUGUGAUCGAUAAUGAAUCUUGCAAAAAUGCGACUGUCAUUCAGGUGGACAGUGCUAACAAACAAGGAAUUCUUCUGGAAGUCGUUCAAGUCCUUACCGAUCUCAAUCUUAUGAUAACCAAAGCUUAUAUUUGCUCUGAUGGAGGAUGGUUCAUGGAUGUUUUCAAUGUGACGGACCAUGACGGAAACAAGAUAACCGAUGAGGGGAUUCUGGAUUAUAUUCAGAAGUCACUUGGUCCAGAUUCUUGCUUUGCAUCUUCCAUGAGAAGAUCCGUUGGAGUGACAUCUGGGAUGGACCACACAUCAAUUGAGUUAAUCGGAAGUGAUAGGCCGGGUCUACUUUCCGAAGUGAGUGCCGUUCUCACCCACCUUAAAUGCAAUGUGGUGAAUGCUGAGGUGUGGACCCAUAACACCAGAGCAGCAGCUGUAAUGCAAGUGACCGACGAAGAAAAUGGGGGUGCAAUUACUGAUCCUGAAAGGCUGGCCAUGGUUAAGCGCCUUCUGUGCAAUGUGCUUAAGGGUAGCAACAAAUCCAGGGAAGCAAAGACAGUGGUCUCUGUUGGGGCCACUCACACUGAGAGAAGGCUUCACCAAAUGAUGUUUGAUGACCGAGACUAUGAACGGAUGGGCAAUGAUUCUGCAGAUGAGAAAGAAAGACCUAAUGUGAAUGUUGUUAAUUGGCACGACAAAGACUACUCGGUGGUCACAAUCAGGUGCAAAGACAGGCCGAAACUUCUGUUUGAUAUAGUCUGCACUUUGACAGACAUGCAAUAUGUGGUUUUCCAUGGAAAUGUCGAUGCUGAGGGGCCAGAAGCUUAUCAGGAGUACUGUAUAAGGCAUAUUGAUGGCUCCCCGGUGAAAUCGGAUGCGGAGAGACAAAGGGUGAUUCAAUGUCUUGAAGCAGCAAUACAGAGAAGAGUGUCUGAAGGCUUGAAGCUAGAACUGUGCACUUCCGACAGAGUUGGGCUGCUGUCAGACGUAACUAGAAUUUUCCGCGAGAAUAGCCUAACUGUAACCCGAGCAGAGGUGGCAACAAGAGCUGGCAAAGCUGUUAACACAUUUUAUGUUCGUGAUGCAUCAGGGUAUCCCGUUGAUCCAAAGAUUAUAGAUUCCAUCAGGCAAACGAUAGGGCAAACCAUCCUCCGAGUAAAAGGCAGCCCCGAAGAAUCAAAUCAAGUCCCACAAGAAUCUCCAACCAGGUUCCUCUUCGGUGGCCUCUUUAAGUCCAGAUCAUUCUGUAAUUUUGGCUUGGUUAGGUCCUAUUCUUGAAGCAGAAGCUACAUUACUUAUUUUCCCUGUACAUUCCGAACCCCUCCACAUUAAGUUAGUACCAUAGCUGCAUUUCGAGUAUUGACAUGAGAAUGGAAAGCCUUUCAUAGCAUAAUGCCUGUACAUAUUCCUCGUAUGCUUGGCUUUCGUUUAUUUGUUUAGUAAAAAUUAAACAUAGGUUGGAUUCGUAAAAUAUAAGAUAGUAUCCAAGUCAUGUAGCUGACAUCGAUAAAAAUUUCCAUGUCGAGCUUAAAUCGUUUGUACAGAACAAAUUCUGCAUUAUGCUAAUCACUAAAUGGAAUCAUCAGUCAGUUUCCUUA